Molecule: messenger RNA, 6105 nt
Organism: Scaptodrosophila lebanonensis
Lineage: Eukaryota; Metazoa; Arthropoda; Insecta; Diptera; Drosophilidae
Gene: sima
Product: protein similar
Exons: 12
Coding region: 920-5584 (1554 amino acids)
Biological process (GO): cellular response to hypoxia; regulation of transcription by RNA polymerase II
Molecular function (GO): protein dimerization activity; RNA polymerase II transcription regulatory region sequence-specific DNA binding; DNA-binding transcription factor activity, RNA polymerase II-specific
Source: RefSeq, a predicted model, not a curated record
AUUAUGUUAUUUAACGUUUUGUAAAAUGCAUAAUAUGCAUAUUAAUUGCAUAUGUGAAAUGUUACAACGCGAGCUCAACAUUAAGUCAGUGCAGAAUUUCAAAGUGCAAUAAUUUGUAAAGAAGUGCAAUCAGGUCGUGAGACAGCUGCACAAAAACACAGCAACAACAAAUAACCUUGUGGGCCAUUGCCAGCAGACUAACACGCUUUAAAAACAAACGAGAUAGAAUAGUAACAAAAUAGAAAGUUCAAUUACCAACAGCCGCCAGUGUAGUGAGUGUUGUGCGAAUUGCUUUCGAAUCCGUGUCGAAAAAAUUCAUAAUAUAUGUACAUAAUUUUAACAACAGCCACGACAACAACUAGUACAACAAGAAGCAGCCAGUAGGGGUGAUUAAAUAAUAUCACAUUUGUGUUUAUUGCAGAAAGAAAUAGCAGCUUCAGUAACCCAAUAUUUGAAGCAUAAUUAGCUUAAAAGUUUAAAAGGAAACACAGUGAGAAGUGUAAAUAGCAAAGUGUUUCUGUGUCGCGCAUACAUAUACAAAAUACACACACACACAGAAAACACACGGUCACACAAAUACGCAGUUACAUACUGGUGUGUGCGCUGUUGCUGCAUACGAAAGAGGAGCACAAAAGAGAUUUUGAAAAAAUACAAAGUGAAAAGCCCACAAUCCAGUCGGUUAUUUUAGUACAACAACAAAACACACCGAUAGCAACAAAAAUACACCCUGAAGAGUCUCAAACGAACGACAAAUUAGAGAAUAAUUUAUCUAAUUUUCCAAAUAUUUGAAAGCCAAUUAAUUGCAUGUGCCUCUGAGGAUUAAAUAAGUUUAUAGCAAUAGUUACAGAAAUCAGUCAACAGUAAUCCUCAGAUAUACGUAAAAUUUGGAUGUUGCUGCAAAUUGAUCAUUGUGAAGAAAAUGGUCUCGUUAAUUGAUAAAAUCGAUGCGGCAGCGGAGGAGCAGAAGCAACGCGGUGCCGCUGCCACUGGAACCAAACCCGCGACGUCUGGCGGAGGCACUGCUUUAACCGCCAGCGGCAAGCCAAAGGAGAAACGAAGGAACAAUGAAAAACGCAAGGAGAAGUCGCGAGAUGCGGCACGUUGUCGUCGCUCCAAGGAGACAGAGAUCUUUAUGGAAUUGUCGCAGGUAUUGCCGCUCAUGCCUGAUGAUGUCAAUCAACUGGACAAGGCUUCGGUAAUGCGCAUUACGAUUGCCUUCCUAAAAAUACGUGACAUGUUGCAGUUGGUGCCGAGAAUUCGAAAAUGCAGUGAGCCUGCCAUUGAAUCAAUUAUGGCUGAUGACAGCCUAAUCCAGCCCAAGCUUGAGGUUAACGAUGAGGACUGGCUGAAGUGUGCCGAGGCCAGCCAGUUGUUAAUACAGACUAUGGACGGGUUUCUUAUUGUGAUCUCAAAUGAGGGCGACAUCACAUACGUCUCGGAAAACAUUGUGGAAUAUCUGGGAAUCACAAAGAUUGAUAUGCUGGGCCAGCAGAUCUGGGAAUACUCGCAUCAAUGCGAUCAUGCCGAGAUCAAGGACGCACUCAAUCUCAAACGUCAUGGAAUCGCUGAGAAGGUUAAGCAAGAGCAUAACGUGGAGUUAGACGUCAGCACACAUCACCGCGAUCUGUUUGUGCGCUUGAAGUGCACACUGACAAGUCGAGGCCGCAGCAUAAACAUCAAGAGCGCCUCAUAUAAGGUCAUUCACAUCACCGGCCACUUGGUAGUCAAUUCCAAAGGCGAACGUGUGCUGAUUGCUAUUGGUCGGCCAAUACCUCAUCCCUCGAACAUUGAGAUACCGCUGGGUACCAGCACCUUUCUAAGCAAACAUUCGCUGGAUAUGAAGUUCACCUAUGUGGACGAUAAAAUGUUUGGCCUGCUUGGCUAUGAACCUGGCGAUUUGCUUGAAACCUCACUCUUUGCGUGUCAACACGCCGCGGACUCGGAGCGUCUAAUGUCCACCUUUAAGAGCGUGCAUAACAAGGGCCAGGGAGAAACCUGCCGCUAUCGUUUUCUUGGAAAGAGUGGCGGCUAUUGUUGGAUCGUAACACAAGCCACCAUUGUUUAUGAUAAAUUGAAGCCACAGAGUGUGGUUUGCGUUAACUACGUCAUAAGUAAUCUUGAGAAUAAACAUGAGAUUUAUUCACUUGCACAACAAACGGCGGCAAGUGAGCAAAAGGAACAACAACAACAUCAUCCACUACAGCAACAAACAGUUGCACCUGAGGACAACAACAACAACAAGAAUAAUAUAGAAACUACAAAAGCAACAGUUGAAGCAGCUGCUGCAGAAACAAAUGAGCUUGAAUCGAAACCAAAAGCAAUUGAAACUGUAGAAAUAAAAACAAAGACAACAACAAGUGCUGCUGCAACCACUGCUAACCCACCAAUAACAACAACACCUAACGAUAACGAGCAACAACAGCAACAACCACAACCACAAACACCGCCUCAACAACAGCAACAACAACAACAGAAAGACCAACUGCAAGCCGCAAACGAUCUUUUGAAUAUCAAACGUGAAAAUCAUUCACCCGGUCCCCGCACCAUCACAGCUCAAAUCAUCAACAACAAUAAGAACAACAAGGGUCAAAACCCCUUGCUGCGACCCUCUAUCGCCGCCCCUGGGCGCAUUGAAGAGAAGCAACCCAAGUCGGUGACUGCUUCCGUCUUUCGCACAACCGCCUGCAAGGGGCCCCUAAACGUCGCCGCAUUCGUCGCUGCUGCCGAGCAAUCUUUGCCGCCUACGACCACAGCAACCGCUGCUAUACUAUCCUCUAGCAAUCAGCAAUACCAACAACAGCAACAACAACAACAGCAGCAGCAACAACUACAACAACCACAAGAUAUGAAUAAAGGAUUCUUAUCAUUCGCUGACGAUGGACGAGGUUUAACAAUGCUUAAAGAGGAACCCGAUGACUUAUCUCACCACCUGGCGACCACAGGCUGCAUCCAGCUCGAUGAGAUCACACCAUUCAGCGAUAUGCUGGGCCUCAUGGGCGCCUGUCUGCUGCCCGAGGACAUCAAUUCGCUCGAUUCGACAACCUGUUCGACUACAGCAAGUGCCCACAAUUACAAUAGCAGCAGCAACAACAACAGCGGCAGCAGCAACAGCAGCCAAAACAUCUAUAGCAACAGUCCCAGCAACAGAACGAGCCUCAGCCCAGUUGCAGUUGUAGCAGCGGCGCAGAGCGCGGCCAGCAACCCGAACAGCAACCAGAAUAGCAACAGCAACAGCCACAACAACGACAACAGCAAUAGCAGCAGCAACAUCGAUCCGCUCUUCAACUAUCGCGAGGAGUCGAAUGACACGAGCUGCUCCCAGCACCUGCACUCACCCAGCGUCACAUCUAAAAGUCCCGAAAACAGCAGCCUGCCAUCGUUGUGCAGCCCGAACUCGCUGACCCAGGAGGAUGACUAUUAUAAUGUCGAUUUUGACAUGCGGGCUCCAUACAUCCCCAUGGACGAUGACAUGCCACUGCUCACGGAGACCGAUCUUAUGUGGUGUCCAUCGGAGGACUUGCAAAUGGUGCCCAAGGAAAUGGAUCCCAUGCACUUGCAACAGCUGCAGCAGCAAUGCGACAACAAUCGUCUCUACACUGGAGUAUACCCACAACAGCAACAACAACAGCAUCAGCAGCAGCAGCAACAACAUCAGCCGCUAAAUCAGCAGCAGCAGCAACACUUUUCCAACUCGCUGUGCUCGUCGCCGGCAUCGACAGUUUCCUCACUAUCCCCCUCGCCAGUGCAGCAGCAGCAACAUCAUCACCAGCAUCAGCAGCAACAACAACAACAGCAGCAGCAGCAACAGGCGAAUGUUUUUACAACCGACUCGAGUGAGUUGGCGGCACUGCUCUGCGGUUCAGGCAACGGCACACUAUCGAUUCUGGGAAACAACGUUGCCGAUGAGUGCGCGGAGCGCCUACAACAACAAACGGCAGCCGAGUUCCGCACCUUCCAGCAACUGCAGCAGGAGUUGCAGCUGCAGGAGGAGCAACAACAGCAACAGCAGCAGCAGCACCAGCACCAACACCGUCAACAACAACAUCAGCAACAGUUGCUGGCUCUCAGCAUCGAGUGUAAAAAGGAGAAAUACGAGGUGGCGCUGGCGCCGAGCUUGUGCCACCACAUGGAUGAUGCAUUUGAAAAUGACUACAGCAAGGACUCAACAAAUCUCGAUUGGAGCGAGUUGCUGUUAAAUGAUGCGACAAGUGCAGCCAGCCCGGCAGCGUCGCCAACGCCGCAUCAGCCAAUCAAAGUCACUGCAACGACAAUACAGUUGCUGCAACAACAGCAACAACAACUGCAUCAGCAGCAACAACAACAGCAACAACACCAGCAGAAUAUCAUUUUAAAUGCCGUGCCAUUGAUCACGAUACAGAAUAAUAAGGCAUUGCUGCAGCAGCAGCAGCAACAGCAGCAGCAGCAGCAACAGCAGCAGCAGGUGGAACAGCUGCAGGAGCUGAUGUUGCCGGCCAGCUUGCAACGCGGAAUCAACACUAAGCUGCCCGCCAUGAAGCUGUUGAACGGCACAACCAUAGCACCGGUGACCACAAAGGCCACCAUAAGGCUGGUGGAGGGCAAGACCACAACACCACCGCAGCAGCAGCAGCAGCAACGUAUUGGUCUGGUUGCCGGCAAGGCGACCAUUUUGCAGACGGCGACGCCUCAGCACCAGCAUGGCAACAAACGCCAUUUGAACAGUCAGGCUGCUGCAAACAAUCCGGUCGAAUCGAAACGCCUGAAGAGCGGCUCCUUGUGUCUGGAUGUGCAAUCGCCGCAGCUGCUGCAGCAGCUCAUGGGAAAGGAUGCACAUCAGCAACAGCAAUCGCAGACCCCCAAGAAGCAGGGCACCGAUCGCUGGUCAAUAGAUGCCAAACAGCAGCAACAGCAGCAACAGCAGAAGCAGCAGCAGCAACAACAGCAGUCGAACUCGGUGCUGAAAAACCUGCUGGUCAGUGGACGGGAUAUCGACAAUGGCGAGGACACAUCGGAGCCUAUGUCUCUGGACAACGACACGGUCGACAAUACGUCCGCAUACACAAAACCGCUCCACUGCUACACCAGCACGGCUGCAAUCCUUCGCAACUAUCGCCAUAAUCCGCUGAUAAGCGGCACCAAUUUACAGCUGUCGCCCGUUUUUGCAGAUGCUGGCGAUGGCGGCUCAACGUGCUCCCAGGACGACUCCAUGCCGCCGGGCCUAACAGCCUGUGACACGGACUCCGCCAGUGAUAGCGGCAUCGAUGACAACAGCAUGGUGGAGGGAACGCCCUCCUCCCCCUCAAAGCGUACUGCCAACAAGGGGAACGAGGAUGUGUCGCAACAGACGACGAGCGCUACGCCGCCGCCGGCACCUCCGCCACAACAACAACAACAACAGCAGCAGCUGCAGCGUCCUAUUGAAGAGGAUCUGGAAGCAAGUGGCAGCAACGCGACCAGUCGCAAGUCCUCCAUAUCGUACAUGGACAGCAGCAACCCGCUACUGGGCACUCCUGGUUGGAUGGACCUCUGCAACGAUGACUACAACAUGAGUGGGGGGGACUUCCAGUUUAACGAUCAAAUGAUCGACUGGCCGGAGAUCGCCUAAUCACACACACUCCCUCACAAAUACACACACACACGCACGUUCUUGUUGCAUACAGUUUUGGAAGCACUGCAUUUUCCGAACGCAUUUCUCUACUUGUUUUCCUUUUACUUUCGGCGCAUUUGUGAACAAGUACCUGAGAAUGAAGUGUAACCAAAUGAUUGAUUGAUUGAUUGAUUAAAAAGAACGUGCCCCACACACACACAAACAGACACACACACAAAACAGACACACUUGGAGCGAAAGGAAAGUUUUUGAAAUAUUAUGAAUAGUUUUUUAGCAACUUUAACUGCCUAGAACCAGAUGUACACAUGUCUAUGUAAUGUAGUUUUUAAUGACAUUAUAUACACAAAUCUAAAAUGAAAACUGGCAAAAAAAGAUUGUUUAUGUAAAAAAAUAUACAAUGUAAAGUUUUCCAUAGUGCGGCACAAGCUGAAGCCUCCCGGUAAUCCGAACUAUAAUAAACUAUGGCAGACAAAAAAAAAGCAAAGAAAAAAAUUUUUAAAUGGUUUUACACAAAAAAA